AUGUCGCUGCUGUUGACACUAGUGCACUUUGCAGAAUCAGGUCAUGAAUAUGCAGAUGGGAAUGUUUUCCGAGUCACGUCCACUCAAACUGAACCUAUGAUUCAAUUUCUUUUUCUUUGUGAGAAUACAAAACGAAGGAAAAAACUAAUUCUUUUUCCAUUUAAAAUCCAGGUGUUUCACUUGAGCGGCAUGCGCUUACCAGCUAAAUUCCUAAUCGAAAAACUCCACCGGAAGAACCAGAAAGUUGAUAUUCAUUUGGAUGGCGCACAAAACUGGGGAGCAUUCAAACACGACCUCAAAGACAUCAACUGUGACAGCUACAACGGAGGGAGUCACAAGUGGUUCCUUGGUCCCAAAGAGACGGGUAUCUUGUACAUGAAGAGAGAAAGUGUGCCCAAUUUCUGGCCCAAAGAUAUUGGGUACAAUGGCGGGAUGCAGCCUCCACCUACCUUCGCGGGUGACCCACUGUCAGAUGAUGCGUCCGGGUUUGAGAUGGUUGGCCAACGGAACGAUACCAACAUUGGGCUGCUGUAUACCGUCGAUCUGAUGGAUUUGAUAGGCUUCGACAAAAUCGAGAAGAGAGUCAAGUCAUUGAUUGAGCGACUAAGGGGCGGCUUGGACGAGGUUACGCGCGAACUCCACAAUGUCUUCCUGGUCCUGACCAUCAAAUUUCGAGACGAUGUCGGAACCGGAGGAGCACGCAGGCAAAGAAAGAGUCAAGAAGUGAAGCCAGAAUUGAACGAAGUGUUGUACGACGCGUUGUAUGAACAUCACCACAUCGGGGUGUCGACAAAGAAAGGAAAUCGAAUGAGAUUCUCCCCGCAUAUCUACAACAUGGAGGAGCACAUCGACCGGGCAGUUGAAGCCGUUAGAUAUGAGCUGAAAAAAAUCCGACCGAGGAUUUUUAGUUUUAAAAUACUUCAACAGCUACUUUGA
Messenger RNA from Pocillopora verrucosa, 936 nucleotides. The record is from RefSeq and is a predicted model, not a curated record. NCBI's taxonomy places the organism in Eukaryota, Metazoa, Cnidaria, Anthozoa, Scleractinia, Pocilloporidae.